This is a messenger RNA of Pongo pygmaeus (Bornean orangutan), 4197 nucleotides long. It is a transcript of the gene AQP2, whose product is annotated as aquaporin 2. Gene Ontology annotation, cellular component: apical plasma membrane; plasma membrane. The transcript is spliced from 4 exons. The coding region runs from base 113 to 928 and encodes 271 amino acids. NCBI's taxonomy places the organism in Eukaryota, Metazoa, Chordata, Mammalia, Primates, Hominidae. The record is from RefSeq and is a predicted model, not a curated record. Gene Ontology annotation, molecular function: water channel activity. Gene Ontology annotation, biological process: transmembrane transport; water transport.
ACAACCCAGCCUCCCCUGAGGCCUUGAGAAAGAGAGCGAUAGAGAGCGAGAGAGAGUGCCCAGAGCCUCCUGGCCCUGAGACGGCUGGGCCAGCCACGCAGGGCUCUGCAGCAUGUGGGAGCUCCGCUCCAUAGCCUUCUCCAGGGCUGUGUUCGCAGAGUUCCUGGCCACACUCCUCUUCGUCUUCUUUGGCCUCGGCUCGGCCCUCAACUGGCCACAGGCCCUGCCCUCUGUGCUACAGAUUGCCAUGGCGUUUGGCUUGGGUAUUGGCACCCUGGUACAGGCUCUGGGCCACAUAAGCGGGGCCCACAUCAACCCCGCCGUGACUGUGGCCUGCCUGGUGGGCUGCCACGUCUCCUUUCUCCGAGCCACCUUCUACGUGGCUGCCCAGCUGCUGGGGGCUGUGGCCGGAGCCGCUCUGCUCCAUGAGAUCACGCCAGCAGACAUCCGCGGGGACCUGGCUGUCAAUGCUCUCAGCAACAGCACGACGGCUGGCCAGGCGGUAACUGUGGAGCUCUUCCUGACACUGCAGCUGGUGCUCUGCAUCUUUGCCUCCACCGAUGAGCGCCGCGGAGAGAACCCGAGCACCCCUGCUCUCUCCAUAGGCUUCUCUGUGGCCCUGGGCCACCUCCUUGGGAUCCAUUACACCGGCUGCUCUAUGAAUCCUGCCCGCUCCCUGGCUCCAGCUGUCGUCACCGGCAAAUUUGAUGACCACUGGGUCUUCUGGAUCGGACCCCUGGUGGGCGCCAUCCUGGGCUCCCUCCUCUACAACUACGUGCUGUUUCCGCCAGCCAAGAGCCUGUCGGAGCGCCUGGCAGUGCUGAAGGGCCUGGAGCCGGACACCGACUGGGAGGACCGCGAGGUGCGACGGCGGCAGUCGGUGGAGCUGCACUCGCCGCAGAGCCUGCCACGGGGCACCAAGGCCUGAGGGCCGCCAGCGGCCUCUACGGCCCGACGGACGCUUGCCAGGCCCGAGGCAGAAGGGCCCACCCCGUCCCUCCUCUCCCCCAGGUCUGAAGUUGGCCCCCCAGCGCUGAGUAGCUGCUUCCUGGACGUGCGCGAGAGGCCAGUGCUGUGAGCAGGCGGGGAGGAGGCUGCCGGAGGAAGCCCUGAGCCUGGCGGGGUCCCCUGCCCUGAGGCUGUGAGCAGCCAGUGGUGGCUCCUUCAGCCUUUUGCAGGGAACUUGGAACUUAGGGGACUGAGCUGGGGAGGGAGGCAGGUGGGUGGUAAGAGGGAAACUCUGGAGAGCCUGCACCCAGGUACUGAGUGGGGAGUGUACAGACCCCUGCCUUGGGGGUUCUGGGAAUGGUGCAACUGGUUUUACUAGUGUGCAGGUGUGUUCAUCCUUGAGUUUUCCUUUGUCCUCACAUACAGGGUUGUGCAUGCCCCGAGUGUGAACAGGUUUGCCUACGUUGGUGCAAGUGUGCACGGCUGGGGACUUCUCACUUCCCCUUGCACCCCUUCCUCCCCAACCUGCAAUAAAUCCACUUCUCCUGCGGUGGAUGAGUGUGGGUGCCAGUCAUCCUCAGGAGAAGGGGAAGGGAAGGAGGCCACUUUGAGAGGGCUGAAGGGAGGGUCUUGAUUUCCAGCCGCAAUCUGGCUCCUCCUGGAAAAUUUCCCCCACCUGCAGCGCUGGGCCCCAAGGCUUGCCAAGAUUCAUUGCUGGAGGUAGAGAGGUGUCAACCAGAGAACAGCUCCCCUAGAAAUGGCCUCUGGAAAAAGGAAAUCUUUGGUUGGCAAAGAUUUCCUUUCUGUGGUGAGGGAGAACCUCUCCAAAGAGGAAGCAGGCAUAUGAGUGUGCACGCCUUCACAUGUGUGUACGCUGUGUGUGCCCGGGACCCCCGUCUCCAGGGGUGCCCCAGACCCAGAGAUUAGCCUCCCACUUCAGCAGAGAAAACAAAAGCCCUUUGUGGGACCCGGGCCUUUGUCUUGGGAGAGGGGGAGAUUUGUACCUAAACACUUCUUGAAAGACACUCAGUUUCACAAGUGAGCCCUCUUGCCCAGCACACACCUAUGGCUGGCUGGGCAAGGCGCUCAAGCAUGCAACCAUGGGCACCAGGCAACACCCCUCCAUCACCCAUCUCAUUCUCCCCAGUCCUCAGGCAGCAGCUCCUCCGCCCCAGGAAUCUCUGUUCCUUCUCUGUCUGCCUCUCCACAGCCCGUGAUCCCCUGCUUCUGGCUCCUACCACUGGACAGUCAUUGUGGAUAGAGCAGCCUGCUGCUCUCAGGACCAGAGAAGGGAAAUGACUUCUCCAGGCAGAGGCAGAUCUGAGUCUAGAACCCAGGCUUCUAAAUUUCUAGGCCAGUAUGACUGCUCUCAAAAGAGAUUAACUGGGAUUAAGUGAGAUGACGCAUGUAAAGGUGCUGUGUAAACUGUAAUUCUUAAUACCAUUAUCACGCAUUACUAGAAUCAUUUCAUUAUUUCUGCUUCCUGGGGGAAGGAUGCAGAAGGAAUCUGAUGCUCAACAUCCCUUACCUCCUUUCGUUGAUGGCCAAAGCAAAGGAGAGUCCUGGGAGCUCGCAAGAUCCAAGCAGAAGGAGAUGGGUUUGGGGCUGGCUCCAUCCUGGCCCAGCCUCUUAACCUCUUCUUACCCUGAAUGUGUGCCCUAUCUUUUCUCCCACCUCCUUCCUCCCACUACCCAGCCCCAUCCAUUCUCUCCUUCCCUCUCCAGUCUGCUGUAUAAGUAACAUGUGGGUCAUACCUUGAACCCCCCCCACGCCCCCAUGCUCUCUGUGGCCUCCAUGCCUUCAAGACUUCUGUCUGUAUCUAUCUCACACUGCACCAAGCACCCACUGUGCACCAGGCACUAAGUCUCUAGCCUCUUUCUCCCUUCUGCUCCCAUCCAAGAAAGACAGUGUAUAAGGAACAUCUCUGUAAUUGUGUCCCCUCUCAUCUAUGCUCUUUCCUGUCUUCCUUGACCAAAGCUUUCUUUGAGGUCCAAAAAAGGCUGCCCUGGGCCAUACAUGCUAUGGAGAGGACUCUCCCAAACCCUCAGUAGCUAGUGACAGCCACUUGGCCUCACUACCAGAAGAAGGAUGGAGUCAGAAACCAAAGUGACCUCCAGAGCUGUCCUCCUGGAAUCUGAGUGUCCUUGCUCUAGAGGUUCAAAGGCAGCAAGGCAGUGAGCUAUGAGCCCAGCAUGGAUGUGUCUCAGGCACCUCAUCCCCACCCUACCUCACCCCAACAAACUCCUCUAGAAGAAGCCAAGAAUUUCUCUCUAUGUCUGUUUCACUUCUUGGAUUGCAUCUCCCCAAAAACUAAAUGUGAAAUCCUUACCAUUUCUAGCCUCUAUUGCCCAGAUUGGAGUCAGAAGUCAAAAAAGGAUUCCAAGUGAUGGAACUCCAGGGGUGGAGGGAAAUUGGCAGUUCCUGGCAUCUCUUGUGUACCAGCUGCUGUGCUGGAUGCCUUGCAUGCACGGGCUCAUCUAAUCUUCCUCAAACUUCAGAUAGGUUAAGGAAGGACAAAGGCCCCCAGCCAUGAAGGGUUUUGCUAUUUCCAAAGCUUCCCCUUAUCGUCCCCUGUGAUUGUCUCCCAACCCUGUGACAAAGGUAGAGCAAAUAUUGUUCUUCCCAUUUUACCGAUUCAGAAACCAAGGCUAAGGGACUGGUCUAAAGUCUCACAGGUAGUACAUAGUGAAGCCAAGACUUGAACUCAGAGCUUUUUAUACAAAAUCCCAUGAUUUUUCCACUGAGACAAAUCCUAGGCUCCUGGGAGGCCCUGGCAGAAGCCAGAACACAUGGCUGGGCCUUUCCAGUCCAACCCACUGUCUUGCAGUGGACGGACAGCCUUGGCGAGGGCAGCAGGGUAGAGAGGACAAAGAAUGUGGGGCUGGUUUCUGCCCUUUAAGAGCACCCGGUCAGUCAGAGAACAGAGAUCACACACACCAAACCAGACAGAGGCAGGGCGGCAUGGAGACAGGUAGACAGACCUCCAGGUCCCCAAGCUGGGGACAAAGAAGGUUCUGAGCUGUCCCAUAUUCCCACUUCUUGCCAAAUGACUUUGCACCUGCAAAUGGUGCUUCAAUGUUGUUUUGUAUCUUUAAGCUGUGAUGUUGUAUAUAUACAAUGCCUCCCAGCUAGACUGUAAGCCCUUUGGGGACAGGGCUGCUUCCAGUUCUUGGAUGGCAUUCUCCUAUCUACCUUCCUUCAACUGCUCUGCAUAUAAUAAGCACUCAAUAAAUGCUCAUUUGCCAAUAA